UCUGUUUCUCUAAAGAGUGAAUGCGAAGACAAUGGCGUUUAAAAUCGCCCUCAAUCCAGUUAAUCACGUAUUAGAUGUGCUAGUAGUGGCCGAGGUAAUUAUAUCUGAAAAUAGAGAUAUAAUAAUAUCAUGGAAUAAAACUUGGAAUGACAAGUCAGAUGUUUGUUUGUAUAAUAAAGAUAACAAACUAUUAGGACAAUAUAAUAAUGAAAUUACCCGAUAUUUAGCAAGGGCAAUGUAUCCCUUACUUUAUGGUGGUACCUGUCCUUAUGAAAGAACAGAAAUCGAUCACUGGAUAUCCUGUGCCCUAGUAUUGCAAAAUAUACAAACAAACAAAGAUCUUUUAAACUAUCUGAAUAAUGUAUUAAUAGCACGGACAUGGCUCGUCACUAAAAGAUUAACAUUGGCUGAUAUUCAUGUGUUUUGUGUUUUGUAUCGUCAUGAAUAUAUAAAAUUGUAUGCAAAAGAUUAUUGUAACAUUACUAGAUGGUAUAAGCAUAUGGAAUCGCUUCCUGUUUUCAAUAAUGCAAUAUCUAUGAUUACAAAAAAUUGUUCUUCAAUUUUGAAACCAAAAGAUAUAAGUCCACAAAAGGAAAAGUCUGAUGCCAAACAAACAAAAACAAGAAAACAGGAGGGCAAAUUCAUUGAUCUUCCUGGAGCAGAAAUGGGCAAAGUAGUAGUAAGAUUUCCACCAGAAGCAAGUGGCUACCUGCACAUUGGUCAUGCCAAAGCAGCUCUUUUAAAUCAGUAUUACGCCGAGGCUUUUCAAGGACAACUUAUCAUGAGAUUUGAUGAUACAAAUCCAGCGAAGGAGACUGUAGAAUUUGAGGAAGCUAUAUUGGAAGAUUUAAAAUUACUGCAGAUUAAGCCUGACCGUUUUACGCAUACUUCGGAUUACUUUGAUUUAUUGCAAGAGUAUUGUACUACACUAAUUAAGGAUGGAAAGGCAUACCUGGAUUGUACCCCGGCGAAUCUUAUGAAAGAACAACGAGAUAAAAGAUUGAAAUCUGAAUAUCGAGAUCUCUCCCCUUCCGAAAAUCUGCAAUUGUGGGAAGAAAUGAAACGUGGUACUGAAAAGGGCCAAGAAUAUUGCGUUAGAGCAAAGAUUGAUUAUCAAUCAACAAAUGGAUGUAUGCGUGAUCCUACAAUUUACCGUUGCAAAUUAGAAUCUCAUCCACGUACUGGAAACAAAUACAAGAUAUAUCCUACAUAUGAUUUUGCCUGCCCAAUUGUUGAUGUUAUCGAGAAUGUUACUCAUACUCUACGAACAACAGAAUAUCAUGAUAGAGAUGUUCAAUUUUAUUGGAUAAUCGAGGCUUUGGGACUGCGUCGCCCGUAUAUUUGGGAAUAUUCACGAUUAAAUAUGACUCAUACGGUUUUAUCUAAACGAAAAUUAACUUGGUUUGUAAAUGAAGGUCUAGUCGAUGACUGGGACGAUCCACGUUUUCCAACAGUAAGAGGCAUUCUAAGACGAGGAAUGACAGUCGAGGGUCUGAAACAAUUCAUCAUCGCACAAGGUAGUUCCAGAUCUGUGGUCUUUAUGGAAUGGGACAAGAUAUGGGCUUUUAAUAAGAAAGUCAUCGAUCCAGUUGCGAUCAGGUAUACUGCACUGGAUUAUAAUGAAUUGAUACCAGUUAAUGUAAUAGAUGCUAAGCAAGAAUGGUUGAGUGUGCAAAAUCAUCCUAAAGAUUUAUCUAAAGGUACCAAACAAGUGCGAGUAAGCUCGAAAAUUUUGAUAGAAAAGGAAGAUGCUGAAAGAUUAAUUGAGGGACAGAAUGCAACCUUUAUUAAUUGGGGUAACAUAAUGAUACAAAAGAUAAAUAAACAAGGUGACAAAAUAGUAGAUGUGGAAGCACGAUUAAAUCUAGAGGACAAAAAUUACAAAAAUACCUUGAAGAUCACAUGGCUAGCUGAAUCGUUAUCUAAGUCUGAUCCAAAUGCAGAAAAAUCAAAUCCAAUAAAAUGUUACGCUGUUUACUUUGGUCACAUUAUGAGUGUACCGGUUUUGGGCAAAGACGACGAUUUUAAAAACUUUGUUGCCAAAGAUACAAGAAAAGAAAUUCGAAUGUUGGGUGAAGUAGAACUAACACGCGUGAAAAAGGGAGAGAUAAUUCAGCUUCAGAGAAAGGGAUUCUUUAUUUGUGAUGUUCCAUAUGCAUCUAAUUCUUAUUCAACACAGGAACAACCAAUUAUACUGUUUCAUAUACCUGAUGGGCAUACAACAACACCUUAUAUAACGCCUGCGGUAUCCUAUAAUCAACAGAAUGAUCCCGUUAAUCUUGCAACAAGAGCAGAGCUAAUUUCUAAAAAAAUAAAAAAGCAGAGUGACGAAGUACAAAAUCUAAAAAGUUUGAAAGUCGACAAGAACAUUAUUGAACAAGAAGUAAAGAUCCUCUUGAUCUUAAAGAGUGACUACAAAAUUGUAACUGGUCAGGAUUGGAAACCAGCUGAUACUAAAGUUGAUAGUACUGAAGCAAAACCAGAGAAUAAACAAAUUUUGGAAGCGGACAAAAUAUCCGAAGAAAUAAAGAAACAAGGAGAUAAAGUACGAAAUCUAAAAAGCUCAAAAGCUAAUAAGAGCAUUAUUGAUCAAGAAGUGAAGGUUCUCUUAAGUUUAAAAAGUGACUUUAAAAAUGUGACUGGUCAGGAUUGGAAACCAGCCGAUACUGAAGUUGCUAGUACUGAAAGUAAGAUAAAGCCAGAGAACAAAGGAACUUUGGAAGCGGAGAAAAUAUCUGGAGAAAUAAAGAAGCAAGGCGAUAAAGUACGAACUGUAAAAAGUUCGAAAGCUGACAAAAGCAUUAUUGAUCAAGAAGUAAAGAUUCUCUUAAGUUUGAAAAGUGACUAUAAAAAUGCGACUGGUCAGGAUUGGAAACCAACUGAUACUAAAGUUGCUAGUACUGAAAGUAAGACAAAGCCAGAGAACAAAGGAACUUGGGAAGCGGAGAAAAUAUCUGAAGAAAUAAAGAAACAAGGAGAUAAAGUACGAAAUCUAAAAAGCUCGAAAACUAAUAAGAGCAUUAUUGAUCAAGAAGUGAAGGUUCUCUUGAAUUUGAAAAGUGACUUUAAAAAUGUGACUGGUCAGGAUUGGAAACCAGCUGAUACUAAAGUUGCUAGUACUGGAAGCAAGAUAAAGCCAGAAAAUAAAGGAACUUUGGAAGCGGAUAAAAUAUCCGAAAAAAUAAAGAAGCAAGGCGAUAAAGUACGAAAUCUGAAAAACUCGAAAGCUGACAAGAUUAUUAUUGAUCAAGAAGUGAAGGUUCUCUUAAGUUUGAAAAGUGACUAUAAAAAUGCAACUGGUCAGGAUUGGAAACCAGCUGAUACUAAAGUUGCUAGUACUGGAAGCAAGAUAAAGCCAGAGAAUAAAGAAACUUCGGAAGCGGAGAAGGUAUCUGAAGAAAUAAAGAAGCAAGGCGAUAAAGUACGAAAUCUAAAAAGUUCGAAAGCUGACAAGAGCAUUAUUGAUCAAGAAGUAAAGGUUCUCUUAAGUUUGAAAAGUGAUUAUAAAAAUGCGACUGGUCAAGAUUGGAAACCUGUGAAUUCGGAUGCAGCAUCGAAAAAGGAAAAGCAAAAUACUUCUAAGCUUGAAAAGACAUCGGAGAAAGAAGUUAUAAAAAAUGCGAACAAUGACUCAGAUUCAAGCAAAACAGGAACAAGAUUAGGAUUAGAAGCAAAGAAGGAGGAAAAUUUCACUGAUUGGUACUCGCAAGUUAUUACGAAAAGUGGAAUGAUUGAAUAUUAUGACGUGUCAGGAUGUUACAUUCUUCGUCCGUGGAGUUUUUCGAUUUGGAAGAUAGUAAAGGAGUUUAUUGACAAAGAAAUAACGGAUACCGGUGUUCAAGAAUGCUACUUCCCGAUCUUCGUUACUCGCAGCGUAUUAGAAAAGGAAAAGGCGCAUAUAACAGACUUUGCGCCGGAAGUCGCGUGGGUGACAAAAUAUGGUGAAACCGAUUUGGCGGAGCCCAUAGCUAUACGGCCCACCUCGGAGACUAUCAUGUAUCCAGCUUAUGCCAAAUGGCUGAGAUCAGACACCGAGUUACCACUUAGGCUUAAUCAGUGGAACAACGUUGUGAGAUGGGAAUUUAAAGAUCCCAAACCUUUCUUACGCACCAGAGAAUUUUUAUGGCAGGAAGGCCAUACUGCGUUUGCUACUAAGGCAGAAGCGGAAGCGGAAGUAUUGAUGAUUUUAGACUUAUAUGCUAGGGUCUACGAGGAUUUGUUAGCGGUGCCCGUCAUUAAAGGCCGCAAGACUGAAAAGGAGAAAUUCGCGGGUGGCGAAUAUACUACUACUGUUGAAGCGUUUAUUCCGAUUAACGGUCGCGCAAUACAGGGAGCGACAAGCCAUUAUUUAGGACAAAACUUUUCGAAGAUGUUUAAUAUUCAAGUAGAAGGUAUCGAGGGUCGAGAAGAAAAAACGUUUGUUUAUCAAAAUUCGUGGGGUUUAACUACACGAACGAUUGGAGUCAUGAUAAUGGUACACGGAGAUGAUCGAGGUUUAGUAUUACCUCCAAAUAUAGCACCCAUACAAAUCAUUGUGAUUCCCUGCGGUAUAGCUGUGAACAUGGAUGAACACACAAAAGAGAGUAUUCUAAAGAAAUGCGAUUGGCUAGUUCGUCAUUUGGGUCAAGAGGGUAAAUUUAGAGUGAAAAGUGAUUGUAGAUUUUCUCGAACACCUGGAUGGAAAUUCAAUCACUGGGAAUUGAAAGGCGUGCCAAUAAGGCUUGAAGUAGGUCCGAAGGAUUUGUUAAAAAAUCAAGUAACAGUCGUACGAAGGGAUAACUCCCAGCGAACAGCUAUCGAAAUAUGCAACGAUAACAUAAUUGCUCCGUUAACUUCAAUAUUGAAUGAUGUGCAAAGACAAUUAUUAUCAAGAGCGAGAAGCGAGUUAAACGAGCAUAUUAAACAAGUAGAAAAGUGGAGUAAUUUCAACCCCGAGCUUAAUAAAAAGAAUUUAUUGUUGGCACCUUUUUGCGGAGAUCCAGCAUGUGAAGAUAAGAUUAAGGAGGAUAGUAAGGAAGAUAAAAGUGAAAGCACAGAAAGUGGAUCAUUAAUGGGCGCCAAGAGUCUAUGCAUACCAUUUGAUCAGCCAAAAAUAACAAGAUCACUCGAUGAACUAAAAUGUAUUCAUCAUAGUUGCAGAAAUAAGCCGAAAUUUUAUACACUUUUCGGACGCAGUUACUAA
Molecule: messenger RNA, 5182 nt
Organism: Cyphomyrmex costatus
Lineage: Eukaryota; Metazoa; Arthropoda; Insecta; Hymenoptera; Formicidae
Gene: GluProRS
Product: Glutamyl-prolyl-tRNA synthetase
Exons: 13
Coding region: 32-5182 (1716 amino acids)
Biological process (GO): prolyl-tRNA aminoacylation; translation; glutamyl-tRNA aminoacylation
Cellular component (GO): cytoplasm; aminoacyl-tRNA synthetase multienzyme complex
Molecular function (GO): glutamate-tRNA ligase activity; proline-tRNA ligase activity; ATP binding
Source: RefSeq, a predicted model, not a curated record